GCCAGCCGUAAAGCGAACUCUUCAGUCCACCUUCACCGACAACGAUUUUUGAUUCACUCUCACUCUUUGUCAUCACCGUCUGAACUUGCAGCCAUAAUCCUGAUCUCUCCUCCUUCGAAUCCGCCGAUUCCCUCUCUGUCGGCUGCUCUCCGCGUCUCUUGUGGACAGCCAGCCAGCCAGCGAUGGAGAUAACUUAUAGCAGCCGCCUCUUACUCCUUCUCUUUCUUGGGCAUUCCUUCUUCUCGGCCCGCGCAUCCAUCCACAUCUACGACACUCAGCCCUUCACCGAAGUCGGAAAUGCUUUCCUUCUCUCCGGAGGUAGCGAAGGCAUUGUGGCUUCCUCCGCCGCCGCUGGUCUUCCGCCUUACACUGUUGACUCUUCAUCCUACGCCAUCCCGCGCGCCAUCAAUGAUGGCCGUUCUUACAUCAGGUUUGAGAAUAUCAGCUUCUGGAGGACUAAAAGCGCAGCUGAUGAGGAUCCAGAUAUGGAUCAUGAAACGGGACAGGUUCACGUAGUCAUUUUUGAGGCUGCUGAUCGGGACAAUAUUGGCGGUUCUGCAUAUGGUGGACAGAGGUCCAUCUGUUGCACCCCUGACCUUGCUAAGCUGGAAGGCUGCAAGGAAGGUUGGGUGCUUAGGAGGCCUUCUGCAACUGACGUCAAUUGGCCAAUAGUUCUGGAUGUAAACUUCAGAGGCGACGACUUGCUUACAAAGCUAAAAGAUGAGGAUGUGUACAUUACCAAGACAGGGAUGUAUAACUUGUUCUUCGUUGCGUGCGAUCCAAAGCUCAAGGGACUUGUGAUGAGUGGGAAGACGAUAUGGAAGAAUCCCGAUGGUUAUCUGCCUGGUAGGAUGGCGCCUCUAAAGAAGUUUUAUGUGCUUAUGUCUGUUGCAUAUUUGCUGCUUAGCUUGAUAUGGUUUACCCAGUACCUGAGGUUUUGGAAGGACAUCUUGCAGCUUCAGCAUUGCAUCACGGCUGUUAUAGCUUUGGGACUAUUUGAGAUGGUUCUAUGGUACGCUGAGUAUGUGAAUUUCAACAGCUUAGGCGUUAGGCCAGUUGCAAUCACUACUUGGGUUGUGACGAUUGGAGCUAUAAGGAAAACGGUUUCUCGUCUUCUCAUACUCUCUGUUUCAAUGGGUUUUGGUGUUGUCCGCCCUACUCUUGGCGGUCUUACCUCAAAGGUGCUUUCUCUUGGGCUAACUUACUUCUUGGCAUCUGAGUUACUGGAUAUAACAGAGUAUGUUGGAACCAUUAAUGACAUAUCGGGAAGAGCAAGAUUGCUUUUAGUGCUUCCAGCAGCUUUCCUUGAUGCAUUUUUGAUACUGUGGAUAUUCACAUCUCUUCAGAAAACGUUAGAACAGUUACAGACGAAGAGAAGCUCUGUCAAGUUGGAUAUCUAUAGGAAAUUCUCAAAUGCAUUAGCCGUUACCGUUAUUGCUUCAGUUGUUUGGAUAGCUUAUGAGGUUUACUUCAAAGCUACCGAUCCAUUCAAUGAACGUUGGCAAAGCGCCUGGAUCAUCACUGCAUUCUGGGACCUUCUCACAUUAGUACUGCUCUGUGUCAUCUGCUAUUUGUGGGCUCCAUCUCUAAAUUCUCAAAGGUAUGCUUACUCAGAGGAGGUUGGAGAAGACUUCGACGAGGAGACUCAGUCUCUAACCAGGGGAAUGCCUGAUGGCGACAUAAGCUUAGUGGAAAGCAAAGAGAAGAAUGGUAUCCACCACGUGACUGCGUUCGAUGAAGAAGACGUGUUAGAAGAAGAUAAGAGAGAAUGAAUGAUCGAUUUUACCGCAAGAUGAGCAUAUUCUUUUGCCUUCGAUUCCACUUCCUAGCUUACCUAGGCAGUGCAGUCCUUUCUUGCCCAUCCUUCCACUCGAAUCUGCCGAAAGGCCCUGGGAGAACUGUUCUGUAGUAUCACUAUUGUGUAGCCACGGUUCCCGACCCUCCAUCUCCGUAUACCAUCAUGUUUGCUGUAAACUUGGAUAGUUGCCCAUUGUGUGUAAAUAACCUUUAUAUGAGCAUUCUGAGAUGAGGGGAUUCUGCUCUGAAAAUCAGCUGUAAAAGCUCCAGAGGUUCAUCUUUUUCCCCUGCUAGAUUGUCCCAUUUGUCACCUAGCAGCAUUGUACUCUGUAUUCCUUCAUUUUUAUCAUUGUUUUACUCAUCAGUAUCACCUUAGGAGAUUGUAAUUCCAGCAACUUCAUAGAUCUGCAACAAACAUGGAGUCUUUGUACAUUCAAUUCAAUGCAAUCCCCACCAACAUUCAUCUGCU
This is a messenger RNA of Linum tenue, 2266 nucleotides long. The record is from the annotation of a GenBank genome assembly. NCBI's taxonomy places the organism in Eukaryota, Viridiplantae, Streptophyta, Magnoliopsida, Malpighiales, Linaceae.